CCACAAUGCCCAUAAUGCAAUUAUACAUAACACUACCGGCCCGUCGGGUGCCGCAAGACUUUCCCCAAAAGAUAACUGUUGUGUUAAGUCAAGUGAUAGCCAAUACUCCGCCAAAUGCGAUGAACAUUCACGUCAUGACUGACCAAAACUUUUAUACCGGCAAUGAUCCGGAGCGCACUAAGCAUAGCGGUUACGCUAUGCUGUACGCAAUGGCUACCGGCAGUCCCGAUGAUAACCGGCGUAUUAUUACCGCGUUGUACGCACUCGUCAAACAGGAGUUGGGUAUCGACCAGAAACAUUUCUUUGUGCUUAUUAAUGAUGUCGAUCCAAAUAUGUGCGGCUACAAAGGCAAAUUGUUGGCCGACAUGCUUAAGUCGAUUGUAGUAGAUUAA
Medioppia subpectinata is the source of this 392-nucleotide messenger RNA. NCBI's taxonomy places the organism in Eukaryota, Metazoa, Arthropoda, Arachnida, Sarcoptiformes, Oppiidae. The record is from the annotation of a GenBank genome assembly.